Mesorhabditis belari is the source of this 232-nucleotide messenger RNA. The record is from the annotation of a GenBank genome assembly. Lineage: Eukaryota; Metazoa; Nematoda; Chromadorea; Rhabditida; Rhabditidae.
AUGGAUGAGUUGUGCAAAGAAUUGGAUACGAUGCGAAAAUCGUCUUUUGAAGACAAUAAAAUCGCUGGUGAACGGGCCUGGCAAAUGAUCUGCGAGAAUCAAGAUAGAGCCUCUGUGCUCAAAGCACUUGAGUGUAGCCAAAACGCGAACACAAAGAAUAAUAUUGCCGACAAGUGUGGCGACGUCAAUUUUGGGAGUUGCAGUGAACUUGGGACUGCGCGUACCUGUCUGG